Solea solea (common sole) is the source of this 2833-nucleotide messenger RNA. It is a transcript of the gene wdr36, whose product is annotated as WD repeat domain 36. The transcript is spliced from 22 exons. Gene Ontology annotation, biological process: rRNA processing. Gene Ontology annotation, molecular function: protein binding. Bases 114 to 2792 code for a protein of 892 amino acids. Lineage: Eukaryota; Metazoa; Chordata; Actinopteri; Pleuronectiformes; Soleidae. Gene Ontology annotation, cellular component: Pwp2p-containing subcomplex of 90S preribosome; small-subunit processome. The record is from RefSeq and is a predicted model, not a curated record.
CGGACUCAGUUUACCUCGCCCUCUUGAAUCAGAGUUGGCCCCGUGUGUUUUCGUCCUACGUUAUUCCCGAUAUUGUGUGUUUUCUCCGGUAAACUCGUCUGAUCUUACCGGACAUGCCGGGUGGCGGGAGUCUCGCGGGCGGCGGCAGCUCGCUGUUCUCCGGGUUUCGGGUUCUGGGUCUUUAUUCCAACCACGUGCCGCACGCGCUCCGUUUCCACCAGAAGCACCGGGAGUUCUACCUGGUGACGGCGGUCGGUAAAUGUCUUCACACGUACAACGUCAACAGGUUGGGGAUCGUUGCCGUCAGUAACAGCCUGCCUGAUGACAUCACCUAUGUGGCUGCAGACAGGAUGUUGGUGUUCGCGGCAGCCGGAAAAGUCGUCAGCGCCUUUGCCCGAAACAAAGAGGUUGUGAUGCGAUACGAGGGUCACAAAUGGGAAGUGCGUCUGCUGCUUCCACUGGGCGAUCACCUGAUCUCUGCUGACUGUGGCGGUGAAGUCAUCGUGUGGGACGUGCAGGGUGGAGACGAAUACCUGCAUCUACAGUUUGACCCAAACACCUUUGACGUGACGGCCAUGAUGCACCCGAGUACAUACCUGAAUAAGAUACUGUUGGGAAGUUCCCAGGGUGCACUGCAGCUGUGGAACAUCAAGACCAGCAAGUUGUUGUACACGUUUCCUGGUUGGUCAGCAGGGGUAACUGUUCUGCAACAGAGUCCAGCAGUGGAUGUUGUCGGUGUCGGCACGGCAACGGGCCGCAUCAUCAUUCACAAUAUCCGCAUGGACGAGACACUGAUGAGCUUCACGCAAGACUGGGGACCAAUCACCUCGCUCGCUUUCAGAACAGACGGUCCUCCCAUCGUCGCGUCUGGAAGUCCUCAAGGCCACAUUGCAUUCUGGAACCUCGAAAACCGUCAGCUGGUCACUCAGCAGAGACACGCCCACAGCACGGCUGUUGCCGCAGCGACCUUCCUGCAGGGAGAGCCACUGAUGGUCACGAAUGGAGCCGACAAUACCAUCAAGGUGUGGAUUUUUGACCAGGAGGGGGACGGAGCCAGAUUGCUUCGCAGUCGUCAAGGUCACAGUGCCCCGCCCACAACCAUCCAUCACCAUGGCAAUGACGGAAAAAACAUCCUCAGCGCAGGUCAAGAUGGGACGUUACAGUCUUUCUCCACUGUCCAUGAGCGUUUCAAUAAGAACCUGGGUCACGGGUCCAUCAAUAAGAAGAAGGAGAAGAAGAAGAAGAAGGGUCUUACAUACAAUGCAUUACGUCUCCCUGCAAUCACCUCGUUUUCCUCUGCUACUGCCCGUCAGUCAGACUGGGACAGCAUCGUUGCGUGCCAUCGUGGUCGCCUUGCAGCUUCAACAUGGAACUACCAGAGGUGCACCAUGGGAGCUCAUCACCUGCUGCCACCGUCCUCUCGCAGGGACACAGUUGCCACGGCAGUCGCCAUCACUUCCUGUGGUAACUUCACCGUGAUUGGCUCGUCAUGCGGACGUGUCGACGUCUAUAACCUACAGUCUGGUCUGCACCGUGGUUGCUAUGGUGACGAUGAAAAAGCUCACAGUGGCGUGGUGCGAGGUGUUGCCACGGAUACGCUGAACCAGCUGACCAUCACCGCCGGCUCCGAUUCGCUGCUCAAGUUCUGGCGCUUCAAGACCAAGAAACAGGAAGUGGAGCUGAAGCUAAAUGCGGCGCCGGCUAACAUGAUGCUACACAGAGACAGCGGGAUGUUAGCAUUAGCCCUGGAUGACUUCACGCUGCAGGUGUUCGACAUAGAGACGAGACGACUCAUUAGGAAGUUUGCAGGUCACCAUGGCAACAUUAACGACAUGACGUUCAGCCCUGAUGGUCGCUGGCUGAUCACCGUGGCAAUGGACUGUACCAUUCGUACGUGGGACCUCCCCUCAGGCUGCCUGGUUGACUGUUUCCUGGUUGCCAUGGCGCCAGUGGGCGUGUCCAUGUCCCCGACUGGAGACUUUCUAGCGACGGCUCACGUUGACAGUCUGGGUCUUUACCUCUGGACCAAUAAGAGCCUAUGUGGGCCCGUGGGGCUCCGCCCCCUCCCGGCUGACUACCAACCAGUUGAAGAGACACUCCCAGGAGUCACGGCGGACGAACAAGAACAGGAAAUGACAUCGGAGGAGACGGACGAUACAUUUAAAUCAGCCGACCAGUUGGGGGCGGAGCUGGUGACUCUGUCACUGCUGCCAGAGUCUCGAUGGAAAAGUCUGCUUCACCUUGACAUCAUUAAGAAAAGGAACAAACCGGCAGCGCCCCCUGUGGCUCCGACCGCAGCUCCCUUUUUCCUGCCCACAAUUCCUGGUCUCACGCCGCAGUUCACAUUGGCCGCAGCAGACGAACAGGAAACACAGUCGAAGGUGCUGAGCUGGGGUUCAAUGUCUCAGAAGACAAAGUUUGCGACCGCCCUGGAGACAGCGAUGGACUCUGGGUCAUUUGAACACCCUCUGCAGCUCCUGAAGGAUUGUGGGCCGUCAGCAGUCUCCAUGGAGCUCAGCGGUCUGGUGUCAGAAGGCAGCGACAGCAGCCUCCUCAUGGCCUUCAUUCUCAUGAUUGACAGCAUGUUGUCGAGUGGGCGGGACUUUGACCUGGCUCACGGUUACCUGGCGCUGUUCCUGAAGCUGCACCUCCGCUCGCUGUCACAGGACCCUAUCGCCAUGGAAACAUUGCACUGCCUGUCGACCCGGCUGGAGGCAGGCUGGGCGGAGCUACGAGCCUCAUUCGACCAAUCACUGUGUCUACUGUCGUACACCAAGAGUGCACUGCUGUGACACGCGCAGUUUUGUUUUCUAAUAAAUUGUUGUUUGACGUC